This is a messenger RNA of Geosmithia morbida, 378 nucleotides long. RefSeq lists its product as uncharacterized. The record is from RefSeq and is a predicted model, not a curated record. Lineage: Eukaryota; Fungi; Ascomycota; Sordariomycetes; Hypocreales; Bionectriaceae. Bases 1 to 378 code for a protein of 125 amino acids. The transcript has 2 exons.
AUGGCCGCGGCCGUCAGUGGCAUCAUCCUCAUCGCCCUCACGGGCGCCCUGACGUCCAAGUACCUGACCAAGGCGUCGUACUAUUACAGCACGCCGCCCGUGCUUGUCCUGGCGCCCCAGGCGGGCAUAGCGUUCGUGUGGGCCAUGGUCGACGGCGCCUGCCUGGCCUUCCGGAGGAAUCACGAGGGCGUUCAUCCCGGCCUAGUCGUGGUCCUCGACCUGCUCCUCUGGCUGGGCCUCAUUGCGGGAACUAUCCUGUUCAGCUUCAUGCACUACGUCUCCGACCCCUAUUACUCGGAUGACUACUACGACUUUGACGCAGACGACUAUGAUGAGCUCAGCUGGGUGCACGAUCUCCACGGGAACCUUCUCCGGUAG